CGUGGACGAUGUUUAAACAACAUGAUAACAGAAGUUUCCAGUAUUUUCAGAGACAAAGAAGAUAAACAGAAACAUCAUGUUACCAUCAACACAAUGUUUACCUACGUCCGUCAUGUUUCACUGUCACAAUGUCGACUCUGAAACUGGUGUACCAAUAUUUUCUCUGAAUUUCCAGGUCGUUGCUCAGACUUGAGGAGACCAAAUACUUUCUUGUGAUUAGUCCGACGCCACAUGAACUCUGAAAGUCUUUUAGUUGCAGUCCAGGACGGUCCAUGACUCCUCCGUCGUCUCUGGCCGUCAGUAGUCCUGUCAAACCUUUGAGGUGUGUUUGAAAAUCAUCAUCAAUCUCUGACAGUUUCAAACUCACAUCUGGACUCUGAGUGGUGGAGAGACGAGUAUCACUUUGAGACGCAGCUGUCAGUGAAGGCAUCAUGUUCAUGUCAUCCACAUCCUGUGUCAGGUGUAGCUUUACAUUUGAAAUCAGUGUGUUGCUGCAGUUUGUUGUGAGUUUGUUGCUUUUCAAACGACUCUAUCUGUGGUCAAGCUGCAGUCAGUGGGGAGGAAACCACAGCAGGGUGAGAGUCAGUCAGAGAGGAAGGAGGAGGGUCUGACUGAUGUGACCAUGAAGUGAUGAAGUGUAGAUGUCAUAUGAGUCGGUGUUAGGAUGGAGGAAACAUGUCUGCUGCGUCUGCUCUUUGUGACGUCACUGCUGAGCGGCUGCACACACCAAGCCUCUCUGAACAUCAGUCCUAACAGAACUCAGAUGUUUGAAGGACAGUUUGUCUCUCUGAGGUGUGAGGAGGACGACAGCUCUGAUGGAUGGACGGUGACGAGGAACACGACUGGAGGAACCAGGAGACAGUGUGGAGCUGACUGGGGAAGAAAAGAUGGUUCUUCCUGCACCAUCAGCUCCAUAAGGAAAUGGUACAGUGGAGUUUACUGGUGUGAGUCCACAGGCGGAGCAGCCAGUAGCAGCAUCACCAUCACUGUCACUGGUGGAGCAGUGAUCCUGCAGAGUCCUGUCCACCCUGUGAUGGAGGGAGAUGAUGUCACUCUCACCUGUACAACAAAGACCUCCAUCCUCUCAGCUGGUUUCUAUAAAGAUGGCUCCUUCAUCAGGACUGAGCCUACAGGUCACAUGACCAUCCACCAUGUUUCCAGGUCUGAUGAAGGAUUCUACAAGUGUAACACCAUCAGUGAUGGAGAGUCUCCACCCAGCUGGAUCACUGUCACAGGUAAACCUACAACAGCCCCGCCCCCAUCUUCAGCCCCGCCCCCUGCAUCCACCCCCCUCUUUCUCGUGCUCCUCCACCUGGUGGUGUUCUGUCCGUACUGCAUCUCCACUGUCAUCAUGGUGUCUUUAUACCGACGCAGGUCCACAGGAAAUGACCUGCCCGUCUCCAUGGAGAUGGCUCCUCCCACCCAGGCUGAGCAGGGAUUGGCUGAUGAGUUCGAUGAUGUCAUGGCUGCUGUCACCACAGAGCAUCACCUCUGAGUUGAUCCAACGUGUUCUCCUUCUUCUUCAGUCACGUUUCCUUCGUAGGAGCCAGAACUCUUCCUGUGGAGCUGCUCACCUUCUCGGUUCUGUUCUUGUGGAUCCUGCUGCUUCUUCUCGUGAGACCCGCCCUCCUCCACCUCUGAUUGGCUCGUCUCUGUGGCGUUCCCACCAGAACUCUUCCUGUGGAGCCGCUCACCUUCUAGUCGGACGGGUCGACUGCUGAUUGGACUCUUGUGUUGUUCACUGAGUCGGUUCUGUCUCUGUGAUGAAGUUGCUGUUCUGUCUCUCAGUGAACUCAGCUUGAUGUGUUGAUGUUCUGAUGGUGUCCAGCUGAUCCACUUUCUGUAAAGUGUUUCUUUAGAGACCUUCGGUCCUGAUCGGACUCUGACAACGAUCCUCUUUGACUUCUGACGCUUUGAUUUACUUUCUGGAUCCUCAAACUUUGUGACUGUUUCCAGGUUUAUGUGACAGUAUUCCAGGUUUUCAAUGUGGUCUGAGACUUUUGGACCUGCUGUAUCUGAAAUGUUGAGCUGCACAUUAAACAGACUUUAUCCUUCA
Acanthopagrus latus (yellowfin seabream) is the source of this 2056-nucleotide messenger RNA. Its product is annotated as Fc receptor-like B. Bases 665 to 1495 code for a protein of 276 amino acids. Gene Ontology annotation, molecular function: transmembrane signaling receptor activity. The record is from RefSeq and is a predicted model, not a curated record. The transcript has 6 exons. NCBI's taxonomy places the organism in Eukaryota, Metazoa, Chordata, Actinopteri, Spariformes, Sparidae. Gene Ontology annotation, biological process: cell surface receptor signaling pathway.